Trifolium pratense (red clover) is the source of this 1324-nucleotide messenger RNA. Its product is annotated as gibberellin 2-beta-dioxygenase 2-like. The transcript is spliced from 3 exons. Bases 83 to 1039 code for a protein of 318 amino acids. Lineage: Eukaryota; Viridiplantae; Streptophyta; Magnoliopsida; Fabales; Fabaceae. Gene Ontology annotation, biological process: gibberellin catabolic process; response to light stimulus. The record is from RefSeq and is a predicted model, not a curated record.
AAAAAAAUACACAUUUAUAUCUAACUCUCAAAGUUCUAUAAUCUAUACUAUAACUUAGAAGAAAAAGAAAAAAUAAAUAAAUAUGGUGCUAGCAUCACCAAAACCAAUUAGGAAUGAAACAAUUUUACCAAGUGAUGUUAUUCCUAUAGUGGACCUUAAAGGUGAAAGGUGUGAAGUAAUAAAACAAAUUGUGAAAGCAAGUGAAGAGUAUGGUUUUUUUAAGGUGAUAAACCAUGGUAUUAGUGAUGAAACUAUUGAUAAAAUGGAAGAAGCAGGAUUUAAUUUCUUUGCAAAACCAAUGAGUCAAAAGAAACAAGCUUCACCUGCUUAUGGUUGUAAGAACAUAGGAUUUAAUGGUGACAUUGGUGAGGUUGAGUAUCUUCUUCUCAAUGCUAAUACUUCUUCUAUUGCUCAAAUAUCCAAAACUAUUUCCAAUGAUGAUCCUAACUUCAGGUAUAGAGUGAGUUCAUAUACAGAAGCAGUGAAAGAGGUGGCAUGUGAGAUACUAGAGUUAAUGGCAGAGGGUUUGGGGGUCCCUGAUACAAAGGUAUUCAGCAGUUUAAUAAAGGAUAUUGAAAGUGACUCAGUUCUUAGGCUAAAUCACUACCCACCUAAGGACAAGUCACAUUCCAACAAUGUUGGCUUUGGGGAGCAUUCUGACCCUCAGAUUUUGACCAUUCUUAGAUCUAAUGACGUUUCUGGUCUUCAAAUCUCUCUUCAACAUGGUCUCUGGAUUCCUGUUAACCCUGACCCCUCUGCUCUCUGUGUUAAUGUAGGUGAUGUCCUUGAGGUUAUGACAAAUGGAAGAUUUGUAAGCGUGAGACAUAGGGCAAUGACAAACUCAUACAAAACUAGAAUGUCAAUGGCAUAUUUUGGGGCUCCACCUCUAAAUGCUUCCAUUGUUGCUCCACCAGUUUUGGUUACACCUCACAGGCCCUCUCUCUUCAGAACAUUUACUUGGGCCGAUUACAAAAAAGCUACUUACUCUCUAAGACUUGGUGACACUAGAAUUCAACUUUUUAGAGCAAACAUGUCAUGAGCAUUGCUAAAGUUGAGAUUGUAGCAAUACUAAAAUUAAUGUGUAAUGUAAAGGACAGGUUGUUGUUGCUUGUUCCCUUUUUUUUUUUUUUUUUUUUAAUAUUUAUUUAAAUUUUUUUUGGUUUUCUUUUUGGACCUUGGAAAGGUUAUGUGCUUUUGUUUGCCUAAAUUUGUUCAGAAGUUAACUUGAGAUGGCAAAGAAAGCUACUGUUCAUGUAUGUAAGACUGAGUACUAAUAGAUGGUUGCCAGUUCUGUUCUCUUCAUUCAUCAAUCACAAUCUCUCUC